Messenger RNA from Chironomus riparius, 1326 nucleotides. The record is from the annotation of a GenBank genome assembly. NCBI's taxonomy places the organism in Eukaryota, Metazoa, Arthropoda, Insecta, Diptera, Chironomidae.
AUGGAUAAAAUUAAAGUAAAUAAACGAAAGAAGAAUUUGACACCCGAGGAACUUAGUAAGUUGACUAAGGAGGAACUAGUUGAAAGGAUAGUCAAGUUGGAAGCAUAUAAUACACAGUUAAAAAAUAUAAUUGAAAAAAGAGUAAAUUCAAAAGAUCCAGUCGAUGAAAAUGAAGAACGAAAGAGGAAAUUUGACUUUUCUAAGAGCUACAAGAGACAUGUAUUGCUGAAAUUCUGUUACUUGGGAUGGAAUUAUAGUGGAUAUGUAGUUCAGGACGAUACAAUCGAGACAAUUGAAUACUAUUUAUUCAAGGCACUUAAGAAAGUCUGUCUGAUUGAUUCCAGAGAAACGAGCAAUUAUAAUCGUUGUGGACGAACUGAUAAAGGAGUAUCAGCAUUUGAUCAAGUAGUCUCACUGGAUCUUCGAAGUAAAUAUGAAUUCAAGGAUCAAUUGACUGAUGAAGCUGUAAAUGGUGAAAUCAACUACUGCACAUUACUGAACAAAGUCCUUCCAAAAGAGAUUCGUGCCAUUUCAUGGAUGCCUCUUAUCUCGUCAACUUACAGUGCUAGAUUUGAUUGUACUAAUCGAACUUAUCGUUAUUUCUUCCCACGAGGCACACUUGAUGUAAAAUUAAUGGAGGAAGCAUGUAAAAGCCUCCUUGGUGCUCAUGACUUUAGGAAUUUGUGUAAAAUGGACGUAGGAAACGGAGUUGUUAAUUAUAUCAGACGAAUAGAUAUAGCUACAAUUAAGGAAGCAACGAAGAAUGAAACAGAGGAUUAUGACAUGCUUUACUUAGAGAUUAAAGGAAGUGCCUUUUUAUGGCACAUGAUUAGAUGCAUUGUAGCUGUUUUAUUCCUUAUUGGAGAAAAGAAAGAGAGUCCUAAUGUAAUUAAAGAGUUACUUGACAUUGAAAGUAAUGAACAAAAGCCACAAUACAGCUUAGCUAGUGAAAUUCCAUUAAAUUUAUUCUUCUGUAACUUUCGUGAAGAAUCAUUGACUGAGGAUGACAUUCCUAGAAAUAUUGACAUGGCUAAUAAGUGGGUAUAUAAUGAAGAAACUCUCAGAGACGUUAUUACUGAUAUGCAGGAACAUUGGUGUGAAGCUAGUGUAAAAUCAGCCAUGGUUUUUGAAAUGCUACGAGUAUUAAACCACGAAUACAGCACAAGAUACCCAGACAAGCCGAAACUCAUCACACAAAUGAAAUCCUUAAAUCGUGAUUGUAAUAGACGUGAUUAUAUGAAACUUACUGAUCGACAGAAAUGCUCGACUUUAGAGGAACGAAUUGACCAUUAUACUAAGAAAAGAAAGCUUAUUAAGGAAGCAUAA